GGCUGGUUCGCCGGGAGGAACCUGGCGGUGUCGCAGGUGACCACCAAGUACGUGCUGUGGGUGGACGACGACUUCAUCUUCACGCCCCGCACGCGGCUGGAGAAGCUGGUGGAUGUGCUGGAGAGAACCAGCCUGGACCUGGUGGGCGGCGCGGUGCGGGAGAUCACGGGCUACACCACCACGUACCGGCAGCGGCUGAGCGUGCGGGGGGGCGGCGCGGGGGGCGACUGCCUGCGGACCCGGCCCGGCUUCCACCACCGCCUCGCCGGCUUCCCGGCCUGCGUGGUCACCGACGGCGUGGUCAACUUCUUCCUGGCCCGCACCGACAAGGUGCGGCAGGUGGGCUUCGACCCCCGCCUGCGCCGCGUGGCUCAUCUCGAGUUCUUCAUCGACGGCCUGGGCGUGCUGCACGUGGGCUCCUGCGAGGACGUGGUUGUUGACCACGCGUCCAAGCUGGCGCUGCCGUGGCGGCGCUCCGAGGGCGAGCGCCAGUACAACCGGUACCGGUACCCGGCGGCCCGGGACGACAGCCUGCGCCUCAAGCAGCGCCUCUUCUUCUUCAAGAACCGCUUCAAGUGCAUGGCCGGCGACUAGCGGCGGCCACCAGCCCCCGGAGGUGACGCGGUGACCCCCGGGGUCGCUGAUGGCGGGACACCCCACGGACGAUGGGGCUGAGGAGCCCGGGUCACCUCCGAGGGUCACAGGCGCCCCUGCGGUGUCCCCCGGAGCCGCCGCGACCACGGAGCACCGGCCACGUCUGGGGCACCCCCGGGGUGACCACAGGGCCACCGACACCGGCGGGACCACACAGGGCCGCCCCCGGGGUGCCACUGCCAUGGGCCACCACCGGGUGCCACCACCUGGGGCCACCACCCGGUGCCACCACCCGGUGCCACCACCCGGGGCCACCACCCGGUGCCACCACCCGGUGCCACCACCCGGGGUCACCACCCGGUGCCACCACCCAGGGUCACCACCCGGUGCCACCACCCGGUGCCACCACCCGGUGCCACCACGGCCCCGCGGGGUCCCCGGAGCCCCCUCGCCCGCCCCCCCCCCGCGGUGUUUUUAGCUCUUUUGUACUUUGGGGCGGGGCGGUGGCGGGGUGUGUCCCGCCCCCCGAUCCCCGGCCAUCGGGGUCCCCGCUCCCGUUGCCCCCAGACUCGGUUUUCUAUCGUCCUGCCCCUCCCCCCCGCGCUGCCGCCAGGAAUUUUGUGCCAAGUCUCGGCCC
Messenger RNA from Hirundo rustica (Barn swallow), 1231 nucleotides. It is a transcript of the gene B4GALNT1, whose product is annotated as beta-1,4-N-acetyl-galactosaminyltransferase 1. The transcript is spliced from 3 exons. The record is from RefSeq and is a predicted model, not a curated record. Gene Ontology annotation, biological process: ganglioside biosynthetic process. The annotation marks the transcript as partial. Lineage: Eukaryota; Metazoa; Chordata; Aves; Passeriformes; Hirundinidae.